Molecule: messenger RNA, 1300 nt
Organism: Mustela lutreola (European mink)
Lineage: Eukaryota; Metazoa; Chordata; Mammalia; Carnivora; Mustelidae
Gene: PDZD11
Product: PDZ domain containing 11
Exons: 7
Coding region: 222-644 (140 amino acids)
Biological process (GO): neurotransmitter secretion; protein localization to basolateral plasma membrane; maintenance of epithelial cell apical/basal polarity
Cellular component (GO): synapse; cell-cell junction; basolateral plasma membrane
Molecular function (GO): protein binding
Source: RefSeq, a predicted model, not a curated record
CUUAUGCGCGGGACUCCAGCGGAAUGCGGGGCGGGGACCUGGAGGAUGGCUGGCGGUGGAGGAGGGGUCGUUUUUGGUGAUCCCCACCAUUACUGAUCACGACUACGGGAUGUGGGGCGGUGCCGAGUCCCUAUGGAUAUUGGAGGCAGCCCUCCUUUGGACUUCGAAAUUAGACGUUCCUGAUUUCCCCUUCUCUGGAAUGAAUACGGGCCUUGCUGGAGAUGGACAGCCGAAUUCCUUACGAUGACUACCCCGUGGUUUUCCUGCCUGCCUAUGAGAAUCCCCCAGCAUGGAUUCCGCCUCAUGAGAGGGUGUAUCACCCAGACUACAACAAUGAGUUGACCCAGUUUCUGCCCCGAAUUGUCACACUGAAGAAGCCCCCUGGAGCUCAGUUGGGAUUUAAUAUCCGAGGAGGAAAGGCCUCCCAGCUAGGAAUCUUUAUCUCCAAGGUUAUUCCCGACUCAGAUGCACAUCGGGCAGGACUUCAGGAAGGGGACCAAGUCCUAGCUGUGAAUGAUGUGGAUUUCCAAGACAUUGAACACAGCAAGGCCGUUGAGAUCCUAAAGACAGCCCGUGAGAUCAGCAUGCGUGUCCGCUUCUUUCCCUACAAUUAUCAUCGUCAGAAAGAGAGGACUGUACACUAGAGAGUUGCAGCCCAUAGUGCUCCACAUGGAAUGUUCUAGGACAAGCUGGUUAGGCCUCAGGGAAGCCUCUUCGGAAACUCUACUCUCAGCCCCACCCUGGCAGAGUGGAGUGGGGAGGCUGGGGACACAGUGAGGCCCCACCACCAAGCCAUCUAGCCAACUGCAUUACCCAGACUCUUCUGUACUUCUUGUUCCCUCAUUCUGUAGGUGGGCUUCAUUCCCUGAAAUGGGAAGAAUGGAGAUCUCUAGAUAUAGCCUGUGGAGAGCCCAGCUAGAAAAGGCAACUGACAUUUAUUGGGGACCACGUGCUAGACAACUGCACAUGUCACACCGUGUUCACUAGAGACUAGAAAUCAAUAGAAGAAAGAAUCUUGAGGCAACUGAUGUUUAUUGACUACCGUGUGCUAACCAACUACACAUUUGCCCUCUCAUUUUCAUCAGAGUCUAGAAAUCAGUAGCAAAAAGAAUCCUGGGGGCCUUCCAUCUCAUCCCAUUGUUGUACUACCUGUCUCAGACCCUCCUCUCAUCCCAUUGUUGUACUACCUGUCUCAGACCCUCCAGAGACUUCCUGGGAUUGUUUUUCCCAUCUCUGUUCUCCUAUCCUCUUCUCUCCCCUGCCCUCCCGCCCUCCAAAAUAAAAGGCAAUGCUGAGGAAA